Messenger RNA from Rhinocladiella mackenziei CBS 650.93, 954 nucleotides. RefSeq lists its product as uncharacterized. Bases 1 to 954 code for a protein of 317 amino acids. Lineage: Eukaryota; Fungi; Ascomycota; Eurotiomycetes; Chaetothyriales; Herpotrichiellaceae. Gene Ontology annotation, molecular function: cysteine-type endopeptidase activity. The transcript is spliced from 5 exons. The record is from RefSeq and is a predicted model, not a curated record. Gene Ontology annotation, biological process: proteolysis.
AUGAGUCAACGGAAAGCAUUGCUUAUUGGCAUCAACUAUAUUGGCUCUCAGCACCAGCUUCAGGGCUGCGUUGACGAUGUAGGCAACGUGGCCGAGUUCCUGGUUUCGCGGGGCUAUAGCAAUCAUCCCACCGAUAUGGUCGUGUUGACCGAUAUGAAUUGUCCCAACACUCCUUUUUGGCCCUCGGGUCACAAUAUACUAGCAGCUAUGAAUUGGUUAGUUAGUGAACCUGGCUGUAUGUGCUUUCUACAUUAUUCGGGACACGGUGGACAGGUGCCGGAUCCCGACGGAGAGCGCGAAUCUGGCUUCAACGACACAAUUGUGCCCGUCGACUGGGAGGUGAAUGGCCAGAUUCCCAGUGAUGUGCUGCAUCGACAUCUAGUCAGUGCUUUGGCUCCCGGUAGCACCCUGUUUAUUAUCUUUGAUUGUUGCCACAGUGGUUCAGCGGUUGAACUUCCCUUCGUAUACCGAACAGAUGAAGACGGCAAUGUCAAUCUAAUGGACAACCUCAGGGCCGGAGCCGAGCUGAUUGGCGAGGCAUCUCAUCUCAUUCGGGGGGAUUUUGCGUUUGACGGCCUGGGAGAGGCGCGGCAUCUUCUAGCCGGAGCCACAAGCUUUUUCAGAGGACUCAAGCAUCAAUACGAAGGCGACUAUUCUGAAGGACUGCACGCUGUGGACGACUUCGAGGACGAAUGGGCUCAGGAACGCAAAUCUGUUUUCAUGUUCUCCGGAUGCAAAGAUGAGCAGACUUCGGCCGAUGCAUUUAUCAACGGACGGCAUGUCGGUGCCAUGUCCUGGGCGUUCCUGGAGACAAUGAAGACCGAUAUCCAUUGGAAUCUGUCGUAUGUGCAGAUCUUACAAAAUACGAGGGCACUCCUUCAAGAGCACUACUCCCAAAUUCCCCAACUCUCAUGUGGAUAUCAAUUUGAUCUCAACAACCCAUUCAGAGUAUAG